Messenger RNA from Pimephales promelas (fathead minnow), 3331 nucleotides. The record is from RefSeq and is a predicted model, not a curated record. NCBI's taxonomy places the organism in Eukaryota, Metazoa, Chordata, Actinopteri, Cypriniformes, Leuciscidae.
CACAAGUUUCUGUAAAAUACGGCGAUUGAACCUAGUUAGUUUUAAAAGGAAUGUAUGUUAAGACGGCUUGCCAUAGGAGGUUGCCUCCGUCUAGUGUUCGUCAUAUUGUGGGAGGAGCUUUUGUUGUGACAAGAGCGACUGCUGCCUCUUCUGAGUUUGUCAGCCCAGCUCCCGAAAAUAGAAGCCGUGUGUCAAUGUGACUGAAAAUACAUUUAUGUCACAGUGUAUCCACAGGAGUCACUGAUACACAGUAUCUAUAUACAGCGAGGGGGACCGCGAAGAAAAAAAGGGCAUUUUACCCGAGGAGGAGAAAGCACCAGAGAGAAGCAUUGAAAGCAAAGGAAGAAAGAACGUAAAUAAGACUUGAGCUGGAUAUUUUGGGUUCAGGACUGAGGAUUGUGCCGCUUCGUUUGUUAGGAUCGUGGUGUGGACACCUCAGGAAAACGACAUAGACAGAAAGAGAGUGAGAGAGAAAGACUCGAGAAGAAAGAGUGGAGUACAAUGUGCUAGGGGAGUGAAGGCAGACCAACUCUCGUGUUUUUCUGAUAUUCUCACGGUGUCAGAGAGACCAAGCAGGACGCCAAGAUGGGACGGAAGAAGAUACAGAUCACGCGGAUCAUGGAUGAGAGGAACCGGCAGGUCACCUUCACAAAGCGGAAGUUUGGUUUGAUGAAGAAAGCUUAUGAGCUGAGCGUGUUGUGUGACUGUGAGAUUGCCCUGAUCAUAUUCAACAGUUCAAACAAACUCUUUCAGUAUGCCAGCACUGACAUGGACAAAGUCCUACUAAAGUACACAGAAUACAACGAACCCCACGAGAGCAGAACCAACUCUGACAUUGUAGAGGCGCUUAACAAGAAAGAACACAGAGGCUGUGAUAGCCCGGAUCCUGACGCCUCAUAUGUCCUCACCCCUCACACAGAAGAAAAAUAUAAAAAAAUUAAUGAAGAGUUUGAUAAUAUGAUGCGAAAUCAUAAAAUCCCGACGGCCUUGCCCCCGCAGAACUUCUCCAUGCAUGUGGCUGUGCCAGUGACGAACCCCAAUGCCAUGUCCUACAACCCCGGGGCCUCUCUGAGCAGCCAGAGCCUGUCGGUCGCCACUGCCUCUCUGAGUGACGGUGCCAUGCUGUCUCCUCCUCAGGGUUCUCUGCACAGAAACGUCGUGUCUGGCGGGCCCCCACAGAGGCCCCCCAGCACAGGCAACGCAGCAGGAAACGGCUUUGUUAACCCGAGGGGCUCGCCGGGGCUUCUGGGUACACCCAGCGGGAACGGACUGGGUAAAGUCAUGCCUGCGAAGUCACCGCCGCCACCGGGGGGCAACAUGGGCAUCGGUAGCCGCAAGCCAGACUUGAGAGUCGUCAUCCCCGCAUCCAGCAAGGGCAUGAUGCCACCCCUGCAGUCGGAGGAGGAAGAGAUGGAGUUGAACACUCAGAGGAUAAGCAGUUCCCAGGCUCUGGCCACACCGGUGGUCUCCGUCACCACCCCGAGUCUGCCACCACAAGGCCUGGUCUACUCAGGCAUGCCCACUGCUUACAACUCUGAAUACUCCCUGAGCAGUGCUGAGCUCUCCUCUCUGCAAGGCUUUGGCUCUCCAGGGCUCUCUAUAGGCUCAAUGUCGGCAUGGCAACAGCAUCAACUGGGCCAGGCAGCUCUCAGCUCGCUGGUAGGUGGCCACUUACCUCAGGGCUCAAAUCUCUCCAUCAACACCAGCCAGCAUGUCAACAUUAAAUCAGAGCCCAUCUCUCCUCCACGUGAGCGCGUGACCCCGUCCGGCUUCCCGCAACAGCAGCAGCAGCAGCAACAGGCUCCCUCCGGCCGUCCCGACAUGGGCCGCUCGCCCGUCGACAGCCUCAGCUCCUCCUGCUCCUCCUACGACGGAAGCGACCGAGAGGAUCACCGGCCUGAUUUCCACUCUCCCCUCGGCCUGGGCCGACCCCCCGCCGCUGGGGGCGAGGAGAGAGAGAGCCCCACGGUCAAGCGCAUGCGCAUGGACACCUGGGUGACAUAGAGCUUGACGGCCAGUCAGUCACACGCAGGGCUGGGCAGGGGGAAAGGGAGAGAGGAGUGACAGCAGGGAGGGUCAUUAUUGUUAUUAUUCUAUUGAUAUAAUUUAAUGUCAUUUCACUUUUUUGUUUUUUUGUAAGUAGGUGGAUGGGGAAAGAAAUGGAAAAUGUCCUGACAUAUCGAAAUUUAACAGAUGUGAGGGGAGAAUUAGAGAAAUUCUCAAGUCGAGCAGUCGGAAUGAAUGGUGUACUCAAAAAAACAGGUGUUAUCAGGUACUUGAUGCAAAUUGCAUUGUGGGAUAGUCCAAUGUAUGAAGAAAACAUUUCGAUAAUUGUUGUCACUGGUGCAGUUUGACACUCGUAGCUGUUUUCGCUGUUGAAUUUGCAAACAAUCAAAGAAAGUUUAGGGGCGGCUUUCUGUUGGAAGCCUCCUGCCUGUUGGGCUCAUGUAUUAAACAAUCUGCAUCUGCACUCGCCCUUAUAUGAAGUAUGUCACUUAUUAAUUUAUUUAAAGGUAUUUGACGAUAGAUUCGGAUCGGUUUUACGAGGGAAGGCUUGUAUCUAAAAUUUCACCUCAGUUCAAAGAAAUGAAAAUGUCUCUAAAUUGAUCAUUCUUUUUAUUUUUGUUGGUGUUUUUAACAAAUAGGAAGAGAAAAGGUAGCCGUCAUUGUACAUUCAUGCAGCUCCGACAACUCAAUGGUAACGCAAGCCAAAGCCUCUAUGUAAUUUUGUCGUACUGUAGUUUGGGAAUUUUCAGCAUUUCUCUCUCGAUGUUUGUUUUCUGUCAUAGUGUGCAUUGUUGCAAACCUUGGAAGACGAUUAACAUGCAAAGCAGAUCUUGAAACGAUAUCUAAAGCCAUGAACACUUGCUGUUCUGUUUGUAAAUUAAAGAUUUGAGCCAAACCUUUUUUUUUUUUCUUUUGUUAUGUACAUAGCAACUUUAAUAUAUAUCACUUUUGGUGUAAGUACGUAUGUAUUGUACCUUCACCAGAUUCAAGAAAAAGUAUAUUUUUGUGGAUUACUGCCAAGUUUACAAGGCGAGAUCCUUAUUAAGUAGAGUAUUCACUGGUUAAUAUUUACUAUUUUGUUAACUAUACUGUACUUUCUUCAAAUCUGACUAUUACUGGUAAUAAUCAAAGUGUUUUUUUUUUCCUAGAAGGUCAUUUUUGGGUCGUUUACCCUUUAAUGGUGGUGAAUGUCUGUCCAUAAGAAAUCGUAACAACAGAGCUGUAUGAUUCAGGCUUAAGUGUCUAUUUUGUUUUGUAAAACGAUACUCGUCAUGCUAAGAAAAAAACAAAAAAAAGUUUUGUGAGGGAUUAUUCUGCAGCUGCC